Colletotrichum graminicola M1.001 is the source of this 378-nucleotide messenger RNA. RefSeq lists its product as uncharacterized. The coding region runs from base 1 to 378 and encodes 125 amino acids. Gene Ontology annotation, biological process: nucleoside metabolic process. The transcript has 2 exons. Gene Ontology annotation, molecular function: catalytic activity. The record is from RefSeq and is a predicted model, not a curated record. NCBI's taxonomy places the organism in Eukaryota, Fungi, Ascomycota, Sordariomycetes, Glomerellales, Glomerellaceae.
AUGACCCAUGCCCAGCAGUAUACAGUGGGCUGGGUGUGCGCCCUCCUGCUGGAAACGGCCGCCGCGAAGGGAAUGCUUGAUCAAGUCCACACAAACCUGCCCGAACAAGAUGCCGCCGACCACAAUAGUUAUGGUUUAGGCCAGAUCCAGGGACAUAACGUUGUCAAUGCCUGCCUGCAGGCAUCUACGGAACUACCUCGUGAUAGACGAGCAGUGUACGAGAAGAUCUUGGGCAGAAUCAAUCACAACCGACGACAAGAGGCACAAACCCUCUUCCACAUCGUCGUGGCCGCCCGUCGGCCGCUCACCGUCUCAGAGAUGAACGUGGCGUUCCAGCUGGCCACGGACGCGACGGACGCCCGGGCCCAAAAGAUCUAG